CUGGCCCCAUUGUGGUUGCCCGGAGACUGAGGGGCUCUCAGGACCGCACCCUGAGGUGCCCACAAGAGUUGGGUAGUGUGGGACCAGCUCGCUUGGAGGAGUCUGCGGCGAGCUCAGGACAGGGCUUUCUGCAGCUGCAGGUAGACAGGCAGAAGAGGAAGUCGUGGGUCCGGUCUGGACACCGAGGAGGAGACUGAACUCACAGACGGAUGCCUAAGGUGACUGGUAUGGAGGAAUGGGAGAAGCAUUCUAACUAGAUAUUAGACUCUGCCACAGGAUGCAGAAGUCCCUCUGCUAUCUUCCCAUUGUGAGCAAUGUGACCCUGUGGGAGAGAGGCGCAUCUCAGACAAACUUGCUGUAGGUGGCCCAAAGCUGCUGCGUCCCUUCCAUAAUGCCAAGGGAGAAAGAAAAUAGGAUUUCAUUGGCUACUGUACUUAGAAUGGAUCCUCCAGCCAAGAAAGAAAACCACAAUGGGCUUUGGCAAACAAACAAUUGAAAAGUACAGGUGCUGGGAGUGUGCACAGCCCCAAAAUCAACACGACCUGGGAGGAGAGAGGGCUGGAAGACAAAGAAAGUCUAGCCCUCGUGGUGAAAAAACACCCUCGCCCUGCUCCAGGUUUGUGACUCACAUGAAGAAUUUUUCUGCAUCACAUAAAAUGGACAGAUUAAAUUUUCUACCAUUUCCAGGAUGUGUAGAAGGGACUCAUAGUCCAAUGACAGGUAAAAGACCUCUUUACACUCACCAGAACACAGUCCCCAAGUCUCCCAUGAACACAGUUUCUUUCAAAGAAGAAAUUCAUGGAGAAGCCUGUUCUUCACUGUCACCAUCCAGGGAAAUGGAUAAAGGCGGUUUGGUCUUUACUGCCAAAAAGGGAAUGCAGAAGCCACCUAGCGGACCACCCAAGCAGGCCUGGACCAGCCCACUUCUGGAAAAGCAAGCUGCAAAUAAACCUCUUGAGAGAUCACACUCAGUGAAUACCAUUUCCUCGGAAGCUGCAGGUAGACACAUACCGUGCCAGAACCAUCUCUUGGGCAACUCCAAGGGGGAUUCUGGUCCCGUGUUGAGACCUUUCACCGCCAUCGGCCUCUGCAGAAGUACCAGCCAGAACUCCUUUUCCCCACAGAUCACCUAUAAGACGUCCUUGGAACCUGAGCAGCGGAAUCAAGUGGCCGCCUCGAGAUCCUGGACAAGCACAGAUUCCUUAAGCGUACGCGGAAGCGCAAUCGGAAGGGGCUUGGCUGCAGUAACACCAGAGAUGACCCCCAAACAUCCUUAUACUGCCAAAGAACAUAGGUUAGAGACAGUUCUCGACUUCCGUGGCCGCGCAGCCAAGGAGCCACUGCCUAUGCUUGUGGGCUCUCCUACCCAUUUAUUUUCCAGGAAGUUAAUGAAGGCUUGCUCCUCAGCAGCACCGCGCCCACCCCGGCGCUCCCUUACGGCUUGCUCACAGACUCUUUCGAGGCCGGUGGUGAAUGCUCACUUACACUGACUGCUGAGAAAGAAUUGUUCUGCCAGUGUGGCCCAUCUUCCAAUCAAUGCCUGCUCAGAACAACAGAAAGGGCCUCAGAUGGAUUGGUUUCCAUAGAACCAUUGUUAGGCUUUGUGAAGCAUUUUUGAACCUAAUAAAUAAUGUCAAAAGUCUC
This is a messenger RNA of Peromyscus maniculatus bairdii (prairie deer mouse), 1644 nucleotides long. RefSeq names its product chromosome 18 C12orf42 homolog (gene C18H12orf42). NCBI's taxonomy places the organism in Eukaryota, Metazoa, Chordata, Mammalia, Rodentia, Cricetidae. The record is from RefSeq and is a predicted model, not a curated record.